AUGCGCUCGCAGCCGAUCUGCACAAACCCCCAAACUUUGCGGAUUGACGCCGCAUCCGAGUUCAAAAACUUAGCAGCAGCUGCUGCUGCCCCUGAACAGCCCCUGGUGAAACGUACGCGUCAGCAACUGCAGCAGCAGCCGCAACUGCAGCAGAGGCGAAAGCAACUGCAGCAGGAGCAGCAGCAACUGCAGCAGGAGCAGCGGCAACUGCAGCAGGAGCAGCGGCAACUGCAGCAGGAGCAGCAGCAACUGCAGCAGGAGCAGCAGCAACUGCAGCAGGAGCAGCGGCAACUGCAGCAGGAGCAGCAGCAACUGCAGCAGGAGCAGCAGCAACUGCAGCAGGAGCAGCAGCAACUGCAGCAGGAGCAGCAGCAACUGCAGCAGGAGCAGCAGCAACUGCAGCAGGAGCAGCGGCAACUGCAGCAGGAGCAGCAGCAACUGCAGCAGGAGCAGCAGCAACUGCAGCAGGAGCAGCAGCAACUGCAGCAGGAGCAGCAGCAACUGCAGCAGGAGCAGCAGCAACUGCACCAAGGAAGCACGCGGGGGUAUUCGCGGAAGGGUUUGGCGGAGUUCAACCUGGGGCGUCUGGGGGAGGCGGAGCGCAGCUACUCGAAGGGUUUGGAGCUGGAACCCUCGAACGAGGGUUUGCAAAAAGGACUGAAAGAAGUGCAGCAGAGCGGGGCGAGUUUGCGGGACAUGCAUGCGCUCUGGGCUGUAUCUACAGCUCUCAACAGACACCCCAAACUCCUCAAGUACUCUCAACAAGAUCCAAACUAUUCCAAAACUCUCGCCAAACUUCUUUCCCAAGUCCAGGCCAACCCCAGCAGCCUGCGCCUCGUCAUGGCCCAGCCGGAUGUGCGCAUUCGGGAGGGCAUGACGGUGCUGCUGGGGGGCACGCUGGAGGAGGAGGAGGAGCCUGCUGCUGCUGCUGCUGCUUCGGGAGCAGCAGCAGCAGCAGCAGCGCAGCAGCCCCCCAAAGAACUCACCCCCGAGCAGCAGCAAGCUGAAGCCAAAAAGAAAGAAGGAAAUGAACUUUAUAAACAAAGAAAAUUCGAAGAAGCUUUAAAAGCUUAUGACGAGGCCAUUGCCCUCGACCCCAACCAGCUCCUCUACCUCAACAACAAAGCCGCUGUAUACAUGGAAAUGGGGGACUUUGAGAACUGCCUGAAGGAGUGCGAAAAGGCGCUGGAGAAGAGGUACGAAGUGAAGGCGGACUACGAGGUGGUGGCGAAGGUCUACAACCGCAUGGCCGCCUGCUUCGCGCGCCAAAAGGAGUUUGAAAAGGCAAUUGAAAUGUACGAAAAGUCUCUUUGUGAGUCCAACACUCGCCAGACAAGAGCAGCUCUUGCGGAGGUCAAAAGACUCAAAGAAAAGGCCGACAGAGAGGCCUAUGUCGACCCCCAGAAGGCCGAGGAACACAAACUCAAGGGAAACGAGUUCUUCAAAAACAACGACUUUCCCAGCGCCAAAAAGGAGUACGACGAGGCCAUUCUGAGGAACCCGAAGGACGCGAAGCUGUACAGCAACCGCGCAGCAGCACUUACGAAACUAUUUGAAUAUCCUUCUGCCCUUAAAGACUGCGAGACCGCGCUGAGUCUGGACCCGAGUUUCGUGAAGGCGUGGAGCCGCAAAGGCACUCUCCACUUCCUUUUGAAAGAAUAUCCAAAAGCUUUGGAAGCUUUUGAAAAAGGCCUCAAGAUAGACCCCAGCAGCAAAGAGUGUCUUGAAGGCAAAAUGCAAGUCAUACGCAAAGUGCAGCAGCAGCAGCAAACCGGAGAGGUCGACGAGGAGCAAAUGAGACACGCCAUGGCGGAUCCAGAAAUUCAGCAAAUUCUUCGGGACCCUCAAAUGAGCAUUGUCCUUCAAAACGCCCAGGAGAACCCAGCGCUUCUUAAAGAGUGA
Eimeria tenella is the source of this 1902-nucleotide messenger RNA. Its product is annotated as Hsc70/Hsp90-organizing protein, putative. Gene Ontology annotation, molecular function: Hsp90 protein binding; DNA-binding transcription factor activity. The record is from RefSeq and is a predicted model, not a curated record. Lineage: Eukaryota; Apicomplexa; Conoidasida; Eucoccidiorida; Eimeriidae. Bases 1 to 1902 code for a protein of 633 amino acids. The transcript has 9 exons. Gene Ontology annotation, biological process: regulation of DNA-templated transcription. Gene Ontology annotation, cellular component: nucleus.